UUCACCAACUGAUUGUUCCAUUGUUUGGACUGAGCUCACCACAGCAUGGUGCCUUGCACCCAGGUGAGAGCCACUGGUGGUGUUUCCACCAGCCAAGCUUAGGGUCAUCUAGAAGUGUGACACUGUUUAAAAUGGGGUUUAGUGAGGUGUUUUUAUUCUACAGAAGAAACAAAAAUCCAUACCCCCCCCCCGACCAAACGCAACUGCAAAAACUCUGAGAAGACACAAAGAGGUGCAAACUUCCUGCUUUGCCGAAUACCACAGAACUGGUCACGUGACUUCCUCCCUCCCUCGCAGUGCUCAACUCUGUGCUGGGCUAACAGUGGUUUUUCUGCUGCACAGGAUAUCAGGCUGCCAGCUUUGUACUUCUGUCAUACUCUACCUGGUAUUUUUCCGACAGUCUUACAUAUGUAAAAUGUUACGCCGAAAACCUUCCAAUGCUUCGGAAAAGGAGCAGGUGCAGAAGAAGAAGCUCUCCCUGCAGAGGUCCAGCAGCUUCAAGGACUUCAUGAAGCCCAAGCCCUCCUCUCCGGUAGUGAGAGAGAAAGAGUUCACCUUGGAUGAGAGUGAGUUUGAGGGGGACGGGCAACAGCUAGGGUCGAACGAGGGGGGGAAGAGCGGCGGCAAGCUGGGGAAGAAGUGGCGAGCAGUCAUCUCCCGAACCAUGAACCGCAAGAUGGGCAAGAUGGUCCAGAAAGCACUCUCUGAGGAAGGGACGGGGAGCGGGGAGGAGGCCUCCAUGUCUCCCAUGGCCUAUGACGACAUGCCUGACGGACGGGCGGGUGAGAGGACCUCUCAGUGGUCCUUCGACUCCGAGGACCAAGUCCACAGCCCCCUGGGCCGGCAGCUCUCUGGCUGUGGAGACAGGCAGAGUUUGGACAGUGGCUACAGUAACAGAGAUAGCAUGAGGCUGGAGGACGCCAUCCAUCCCUACACAGGGCCCUUCUGUGGCCGAGCGCGUGUCCAUACAGACUUCACUCCCAGCCCCUAUGACUUGGACUCUCUCAAACUCAGGAAAGGAGACAUCAUCCAGAUCAUCGAGAAGCCUCCAGUGGGCACCUGGACCGGCUUGCUGAACAGCAAGUUGGGCUCCUUCAAGUUCAUCUACGUGGACAUCCUGCCCGAGGAGACGAGCCUGCCCAGGAGGAAGCGCUGCCACAACAAGAACAGGAGGCCCAAGCCCAAGACCCUGGAGGAAGUUCUGCAGAGGAACAAUCUGGAGGGACUGAACUCCAUCCUCUCCAUGCACGGCUUCAAGAGCCUGGAUGAUUUCAAACAGCUGAGCGAGUCGCACCUCAACGAGUUAAGCAUCACAGACGCAGAGCAGCGAUCUAAAAUCCUCACCGCAGUAGAGCAGCUCCUGGACUACGACACUGGGAGCGACACUGAAGGUGACGAGGAGAUCGGCUCCCAGAAUUCGGACUUGAAAACAGACUCGGGCUGCUUCGAGAGCUCGGAUAACCUGGAGAACGGGCGCGAGGAACCCGAGGCGGCGCUAAGGCCCAUCGAGGAGCAGCUGCAGGGGCUGUCCAUUGAGGAGAGCUCCUGAGAGAGGGAGCAGAUGCUGCGAGCACAGAACCACCGCAGAACCUCAAGGUUCUGAAGUGUAGGAAAAGACGGAGACUGGAUUUUAUUAAGUACUGUAGAUUCUGGGGACAAUGCAAUCAGACACAAAGUUUUUUUUGUUUUGUUUUGUUUUGUUUUUUUUUUUGUCACCAGGUUCAGUGCUUAAUUCUCUGUAUUCAGCAGGUAGGCAUUACUGAAUGUGGCUAUAGCUCCAAACCCCCGAGCGACUCCUGUGUGAGAUGUUAGGAGCUGCAGGAUAUACACAGCUUCCUAUGAUAUUGGAGUAAGAUGAUCAAGGACCUUUUGAAAAGUACUUUUAAACUUCUACUCUGGCCUCUGCUGUCGAGCAAAUCAAGACCACAACAACACAGAUAGGUUGAUCUCCCAGAAAGGGAGAGAUGGGUGCAGAUUAGUUCAAAUUUCUAUCCAUGCGCCACAGAUUUAGUUAAGGAUACAGAGAUCCAACAGCUGCAUACUAGGAAGCAAUUGGUCCACAGUGAACAGCUAGAACACAUCUCUAAGCAAGUGUGUUUUUUUUUUGUUUUGUUUUUUUAGUAUAACCCAAAUGAAUGUCAGAAUGCGAUAUUGGUCAUUUAAACCAUACAGAAGUCUAAUGACCACAUGCCUGGUAACCUAACAAAGGAGUACAGCUGUUGCUGUAUCAGACUGACGAAAGGGGGCAAAAACUGGGAUGUGGGCAGCAUGGUGUUACAGUUUCACUGCUAUUGAAACCGAGCGACUAUCCAGUAAUAACAGUAGUUUAACAGCUCAGCUGUUACUUCAGAGAGACAUAUUGUACUUUAGCUUAGCUGCCACGACCAGAGCAGAAUUACAGGGAAAGCAGGACAAUGCUUACAUGCAGUGCUUUAUUAUUAUAGCCCAGCACAGCACACAGUUAAACAGAACUGUAUUAGAGCCCACAGCAAUGUGAUAUUACAACUGGGACAGGAACUGAAAGCAUUACAUCUGGCUGCCAUGGAAAUGGAACGGUAUAUAAAAACAAA
Polyodon spathula (Mississippi paddlefish) is the source of this 2570-nucleotide messenger RNA. RefSeq names its product SAM and SH3 domain-containing protein 3-like. Gene Ontology annotation, molecular function: protein binding. The transcript is spliced from 8 exons. The record is from RefSeq and is a predicted model, not a curated record. Bases 416 to 1549 code for a protein of 377 amino acids. NCBI's taxonomy places the organism in Eukaryota, Metazoa, Chordata, Actinopteri, Acipenseriformes, Polyodontidae.